This is a messenger RNA of Zalophus californianus (California sea lion), 3109 nucleotides long. It is a transcript of the gene CXCR5, whose product is annotated as C-X-C motif chemokine receptor 5. The transcript has 3 exons. NCBI's taxonomy places the organism in Eukaryota, Metazoa, Chordata, Mammalia, Carnivora, Otariidae. The record is from RefSeq and is a predicted model, not a curated record. The coding region runs from base 300 to 1418 and encodes 372 amino acids. Gene Ontology annotation, biological process: B cell activation; immune response; G protein-coupled receptor signaling pathway. Gene Ontology annotation, molecular function: C-X-C chemokine receptor activity. Gene Ontology annotation, cellular component: membrane.
GGUUGACAUACGGCUACAAGCAUGAACUACCCCCUAACCCUGGACAUGGACCUUAUGAACUACAACCUGGAAGAUGUGAUGCCUGCCCCCCUCGAGCCCCUGAGGGCUGGAAGGAGAGCCUGCCCAGCUGGCCCCAUUCACAGCUCCUGACUCUUGGUUGGGACUGUCCAGACAGGGACCGGGAAGGAGAUGGAGCCUGCGUGUGCUCCCUAUGGCCAGAGCAACAACCUGCAUCUGUGUGCAGAGGCCUCCUACAGCCAGGAUGACUCAGGCCCCUGGAGUCCUGGGGUUCUGCCUGGAUGAGCCCCACACUCAGCAGCCCUGCCUUCUCCUGGGGGCUGAGCCGCAAGUACAGGGAGCUCGGCAACUACAGUGACAGCACCGAGAGCCCCGUGGUGGAAAAUCACCUCUGCUCCACGGUCGAGGGGCCCCUCCUGACCUCCUUCAAGGCCGUGUUCAUGCCGGUGGCCUACGGCUUCAUCUUCCUCCUGGGUAUGAUGGGCAACAUCCUGGUGCUGGUGAUCCUGGAGCGGCACCGACACACGCGCAGCUCCACCGAGACCUUCCUGUUCCACCUGGCCGUGGCCGACCUCCUGCUGGUCUUCAUCCUGCCUUUCGCCGUGGUCGAGGGCUCUGUGGGCUGGCUCCUGGGCACUUUUCUCUGCAAAACGGUGAUCGCUCUGCACAAGAUCAACUUCUACUGCAGCAGCCUGCUCCUGGCCUGCAUCGCCGUGGACCGCUACCUGGCCAUCGUGCACGCCGUCCACGCCUACCGCCACCGCCGCCUCCUCUCCAUCCACAUCACCUGUGCCACCAUCUGGCUGGCGGGCUGCUUCUUCGCCUUGCCGGAGAUCCUCUUCGCCAAAGUCAGCCAACCCCACCACAAUGACUCGCUGCCACGCUGUACCUUCUCCCAGGAGAACCAGGCCGAAACCAAGGCCUGGUUCACCUCCCGCUUCCUCUACCACGUCGGGGGGUUCCUGCUGCCGAUGCUGGUGAUGGGCUGGUGCUACGUCGGGGUGGUGCACAGGCUGUGCCAGGCCCAGCGGCGCCCGCAGAGGCAGAAGGCGGUCAGGGUGGCCAUCCUGGUGACGAGCGUCUUCUUUCUCUGUUGGUCACCCUACCACAUCGUCAUCUUCCUGGACACCCUGGCGAGGCUGAAGACCGUGGGCUACGGCUGCGAGCUGAACGGCUACCUCUCCGUGGCCAUCACCAUGAGUGAGUUCCUGGGCCUGGCCCACUGCUGUCUCAAUCCCAUGCUCUACACUUUCGCAGGCGUGAAGUUCCGGAGCGACCUGACGCGCCUUCUGACUAAGCUGGGCUGUGCUGGCCCUGCGUCCCUUUGCCAGUUAUUCCCUACUUGGCGCAAGAGCAGUCUCUCUGAGUCAGAGAACGCCACCUCCCUCACCACCUUCUAGGUCCCAGCCCCCUCUGUUUCUGCUUUCCUUGGGGGAUGCGGUGUUGCUGGAACCCCUUCCAGCAGGAGCUGCGAUCUUAAGAGCUCGCCUUGGCCGAUAUCCUCAUUCGGGGCAGCUAGAGCCGCGCCCUCUUUCCAGGACAUUCCUGCCUGCUCUUCUUCCAGCCCCCGGGGCUAAGCUGCAGUCCAGGCAAGGGAAGCAGCCCGGAGGCAAAGCAAAGGAUGCCUGUGCCCAUCUGUAUCCCCUUCUUUCAUCUUCACCGUUGGAAGCUCAAGAAACAACUUUUACUUCUGCCCCUGCCAAUUGGGAAAGUCAGUCCCCUCCCAUAAUGCACUCCGUCAUCCUAUGGACCACAGGCCUCCACAACUACCCCCCACCUGUCCUCUCACCCCUCCUGCCGAAAGAAGCUAGAGGCUGAGCACCAGGGGAGAGAUGGAGGUCAAGGCUGAGGGAAGGCCAGCUGGCAAAAGAAUGUGGCCUUAACAUCUCGGUCCCUAACAAACACAGACAUCCUGCCAGGCUACCAGCCCUGCAUCUUGAUCGAGCAGGAAACUCCGACUGACCCAAUCCAGGAAGCUGCUCCUGGCUCUGACCAAAGUGGAACCGGGCCAGCCCCGUGUCACCAGGCCCUGGGAGGUCUGCGGACUGAGGGCAGACUCCAGGCACCCUCAGAGAUCAGCCAGCGUCCUAGGGAAGAACUAAGGAAAGUUCUUCCAGCAGAGGAAAGCCACUGAAAGGAAAGAGAUUCUCCUUCCUCAGCCUCAAGGAGGGACAAGGAGAGACCAAAGCCAGCUGUCUCCUCUGCCCAGGGCGGAGAGGUCCCAGUAUGGGCCAGGGGCAGUCGGGUCUAGAGCUCUGGUAGGUCUGAGCACCGAUAAGGAAGGAGGCAGGCUGUUCCUUCCUGUCCCCCUCUCUGCAAGCCACACAACCAGGAGAAACUUGGGCAGCAGAGGGGUCCCAAUCAUACAGAGGGAGCACUUCGCCAAGAGUCAGAACAGAGAUGUAGACCCCCCAGAGAAGAAUGACAGACUGGAAAGGGCCUCUGGGGGUCAUCUCAUCCAGCCCCCUGCCUGCGGACCAGACCCAGAGCUUGCCACCUCUCUGGGCCUCAGCAAGAGCCACGAGGCAUCCCCUCAGGCCAGGCAGGGUGAGAAGCAGGGAAGUCCCCGAGCCCCAGGAAGCCGAGCCCUGCCCCUGAGAGGCUACUACUCAGAUGGAACCAGAGGAAGCCGCUCCGUGCCUGCCUGCCUGCCCACCUUCCCCAGGGAGGGCUCUCCUGCCCCGGUCCGCAGCCCCUGCUCUGGCUAGGGUGGGAGGUCCGGGACCCCUGCCCUUGCUGAGGGUACAUCUGGGGGGCCCAGUCCCCCUCAAGGGCAGCCAGCCAAGCCCCCUAGACGGCCGCCAUGGUGGAAAUCAGAGCUGUGACCUGGGCGGAGGAGGGGGAAACCAGUCUCUUCACCAUGGAACACUGGGAAGGCCCCGGGGUCCCCCUUUUUCCUCCCAGCAUCCAACAGUAAGCUGGGCAGCGGAGCAGCCAGACACGGAGGCAAAAAAGGCAAGAGGCUGGAUUUUUAAUUUUCUCUUUUUAAUAAAAAGGCACCUAUAAAACAGGUCAAUACAGUACAGGCAGCACAGAGACCCCCGGAACAAGCCUAAAAAUUGUUUCAAAAUAAAAACCAAGAAGAUGUCUU